Messenger RNA from Giardia duodenalis, 1863 nucleotides. RefSeq names its product Transporter, MFS superfamily protein. The record is from RefSeq and is a predicted model, not a curated record. Gene Ontology annotation, biological process: transmembrane transport. Bases 1 to 1863 code for a protein of 620 amino acids. The transcript has a single exon. Lineage: Eukaryota; Fornicata; Diplomonadida; Hexamitidae. Gene Ontology annotation, molecular function: transmembrane transporter activity.
AUGGACGAGCUUGCGUCCUUCAUGCCGCUGCGCAGACGCUCUCGCUGCACUGAGGGAACGCUUAUCGUCGUCCACAUAUUCUUUAUCUCAAUAACGCUCGUUCCUGUUAACAUAUUUACAAGCUCCUCCAAUCCUCUAUCAAAACUAAUUAUUGACACCUUCCAGAGACAAGACAUCAUCUCUCUCACAGCAACUAUUAACUCUGUACAGUGCUUUUUCAGCACUUUCCUUGUUUCAUUCUUUAUAGACACAUUUGGGCCCCAGUAUUUUCUAGUUCCUAUUCAUGUUCUGCAGCUUCUCUGUGCAGUAGCAUGUGCAUUCUGCACCACGGCUACUCAAUUUAUUAUCGCCCAGUUUGCCUCUGGCCUCUCUGGCGAGGCUGUGAUCAUGGUCCAGGCACGGCUCAUGCAGUACUUCAUACCGCUCCGCUGGCAACCAGUGGGGUUCGGGCUGAUCUUUGCUAGCGUCAUGCUUGGACAUACGCUGGCAAGUAUCGUGAUAGGGUCCAUGAAUAAUCUUCGAGAGGCUUAUUUGUUAUGUGCAUGUUUGAUAUUCUUUUCUACCACAUUAGGAGCUGUCUACACUUUUCUGGAGGUAAGGAGAAAGUACUUUGACGAUCUCCUGAAUGAGUAUGUGGCGAUCGCAGAUCUGCAGCGCCAAAAUAUGUUAGCCAAUGCAGAGCUUAACACUCCUUUUCCAGAGACUCUGCCAGAGACACAGUCCUGCAUAGAGCAUCCUAGGACUAACAUUUCUGUCUCAUCCGCCAAGUACAACAAGACUCUUCUAUCACAGUUCGCUAUCCCGCGCUCUCGCUCAAGGAAUUGGAACCCUGACGACAAAGGCGAAGUCGCUACAAAGCUGCCGUCUCAAAUGUUUACACAAUCUGAAAUAAUGGUAUAUUUUGACAAUCCAGAUGCUUCUAUCAAUGAUAUAAGUACCCUCUGUUCAUUUGAAGGGUCCAUCACAUGCGUCAUGGGAACAGAAGAAACUAUGGAAAUAACUAUCUGCGACGAGUCUGCUCCUUUACGCAAUAAGAAGAUCACCUAUCAGCUCCCCAAUAGGCGCACUCGCAGGUGCACCUGUCGACGCUGUAAGGAGCUGUUCCUAUCUUCGUUCAGAUCUAUUAGGGAAGCACCCUUGGCUCUCUUCAUGGUUAUGGUCCCGCGAAUCCUUGUAAUAGGUGCUGUUAGUACGUUUAAUGCAACUUCUGUUCUAUCACUCACCUCCAUCUUGAAUAUCAAAAAUGAGGACGCAGUGCUAGCCGUUGGUCUGAGCCAGCUUUUGUCGUCCAUUUUUUUGUUUAUAAGUGGCCUACUGUCCCGAUUGUCAUACUUUGGCCCAAUCUUCUUUGUCCUGUUAGGAACUAUAAUGUACACUGUGGCACAAAUAACGCUAUAUAUAUUCGGUGCGGUAAAAAAGUUCCAGAAUGCUUUCUCUGCACAAGUAACCAUGUCCUUUUUGGGUAUUUCAAUAGGCUUCUUUGCAGCUAAUUUUGCGUUUGUUAUUACUACGCUUGCGGGGCGGAAGAUUCCGGCGACAAGCUUGGGCCUGGUGUUCUCUCUUCAGUAUAUAAUCUCUUCAGUUUUCAUACCAGUAGUUCGUUAUAUCUCAAUAAAGUUUGACUAUCGGCAAACGUGUUGGGUCAUAAUUGGUCUCUUUUCACUGGGAAUCCCAUUUAUCAUAUAUGGAGUCAUUGCUAUUGCGCGCCUCAAUCCGCGUUUGAUCUCUAAAAUUCCCAUUAGUAUUCCGGAGCCCCACAAGGUAUCCGUGAAGGUCUUGCGGCCAGAAGAUGACGCCCUUAUCAGAGAAGAUGAGCGCUCAUCUGCUACACAGAACGAUCAACACAAUGAAGAUAAUAUGUGA